Messenger RNA from Durusdinium trenchii, 1546 nucleotides. Lineage: Eukaryota; Dinophyceae; Suessiales; Symbiodiniaceae. The record is from the annotation of a GenBank genome assembly.
CAACUUGCUUAGUUACAGAGCUCAACUUGUCCAGCGGCAAUGGCGCUGGUACCAUUUGUUGUGCCUGAGGCGGCAGUGCAUCAAUCCCCACUGGUGCAGAAUGCUGAUCGAAACUGGGCUUGUAGCCUCAGAGCUGCAAGCAUGGCCUCCCAGGUGGCCCUGGGCGCAAGCCUUUUCAUUGGCGCUUCACGAGUGCGAAGAGGUAAAAAGAUUGCCCGGGGCAGCAUUGGUGACUCUUCAAGAAACAUAGCAGUUGCUGAGCGCUCGAAUGCUGAGCGGCUGCAGCAGAUGUCUGCCAGAGAGCUAAAGCAUGAGCUGCAAAUUCGCGGAGUUGACACGCAAGCCAGUCCAGACAAGCAGCUUCUACUGGAACUUGGCAUGGAGAGUGGCAUAUUUCCAUACUCUAGCGGCGGACGCCGACGGCUUUCACGCAUUAGCCAGGUUGAUGAGCCUCCCAUCGUGGUGGCUUUGAAGCAAGUGACUCAAGAUGCCGACUUGAUUCCCUCUGGUGCUGGAUUUACUGACGGAGAACGCUUAGCCUUGCCUAUUUGGAGCGACUCCCACGGGCCAAUGUGGUUCCUGUUGGAUACCUCGCUCAAAAGGAGUGCAGUGCGGGCAAGCAUCGCAGAGGAGCUCGGCAGUGUUGGAAGGCCUUGCAGUGGCCUGCGUUUUGCGAGCGAACCAGUAGGAAGCCUCGAUGUGCAAAUUGUGCCAGAUGACUCCGUAGUGCUUGGACCAGACCGUGCAAACAUUUCUGGGCUUUUAGGUGUGGAUUUUCUGCAUUACUUCGACCUAGAUUUGGAUCUACAACGUGGCAUUUGCCGAGCAUGGCCAAGCGGUCCGGCUUUGCCCAGAGGCUUUGGUUUACCAGAUGCCGUCGAGAUUGAGCUGUUCCAAGACAAAGGGCUUUUGCUGGUGGAUGCACAGCUUCGUGGCACUGUGUGCAGCGGUACGGACACGUGCGGCCCACCGCUUCGAGCUGUCCUGGACCUCGGUCAGACACAUUCAGCCUGCAACUGGGUGGCAGCGAUGCAGGUUGGAGUUCGGGGUCCGAAUGAUCCUUGUACCCGUCGCGCUGGUGAAUGGAACGAUGUGGACGGACGGCCAAUGGACGUCCAUGAGGCAGACCUUGGAGUCGAGCUGCCCGGCCGUGUGGGUGGUGUGCUGCCUGGUACACGACUUUGUGGUGGCAGGCUCUUUUGGCUUGCAGAGUCCUUGCCAAUUUUAAAGCGUUUGGGUUUCAUUGCCUCAGAUCCCAUGGCCGUGUUGGGUCUUGACACGGUAGGGCGAGUGAGGUUCGCCAUCUCUGCAAAGCACAAGCGACUUUGGCUACCUAUGUGAGAAGCGUGCCCGAAGAGAUGUAAUCCACAGCUCCUGACUUUGAGCCACAUUCACACCCCAAGAUCCAAGACGUCAAAUUGGUUGCAACAUGUUUCAGCUAUUUCUCCGAUUGCACCACAGUGGCGCAGGGUUUGCAUGCAUUGAAUGGUGAAUUAGCAUCCAUGGUCGACAGUUCCAUGGCAAAGGCCCGUCCAGCACUAUCCAG